Molecule: messenger RNA, 2270 nt
Organism: Emys orbicularis (European pond turtle)
Lineage: Eukaryota; Metazoa; Chordata; Testudines; Emydidae
Gene: SPTLC2
Product: serine palmitoyltransferase long chain base subunit 2
Exons: 12
Coding region: 16-1698 (560 amino acids)
Biological process (GO): sphingosine biosynthetic process; ceramide biosynthetic process
Cellular component (GO): serine palmitoyltransferase complex
Molecular function (GO): pyridoxal phosphate binding; serine C-palmitoyltransferase activity
Source: RefSeq, a predicted model, not a curated record
GAGGGAGCCGGCAGGAUGGAGCGGCCGGAGCAGGGCCUCGGGGAACCGGACUCCCACCCCCGCACCAACGGCUGCAGCCUGACGGGAUACGGGGCGCUACGGAACGGAUAUGUGCGGGGCCUGCCCGAGACCGAGACCGAGAUUCAUCACAUUGCCCACAAUGGAGGAUUAUAUAAAAGACCCUUUAAUGAAGCUUUUGAGGAAACACCAAUGCUGGUUGCUGUGCUGACGUACGUGGGUUACGGUGUCCUCACCCUUUUUGGGUAUCUGCGAGACUUUCUGCGACAGUGGAAGAUCGAGAAGUGUAACCAUGCAUCAGAGAGAGAGGAACAGAAGGACUUUGUCCCAUUGUAUCAGGACUUUGAAAACUUCUACACAAGGAACCUCUACAUGCGCAUUCGAGACAGCUGGAACAGACCAAUCUGCAGUGUGCCUGGGGCCAAAGUGGACAUGAUGGAGAGACUUUCCCAUGACUACAAUUGGACAUUUACGUACACAGGGAGAGUGAUAAAAGACGUUAUUAACAUGGGUUCCUACAACUAUCUUGGAUUUGCUCAGAACACUGGAAUUUGCAAAGAAGCAGCAGCUAAAGUACUGACACAGUAUGGAGCUGGGGUAUGCAGCACUAGGCAGGAAAUGGGAAAUCUGGACAAGCAUGAGGAGCUGGAAAAACUAGUGGCCAGGUUCCUGGGUGUGGAGGCUGCAAUGACGUAUGGGAUGGGGUUUUCAACCAACUCAAUGAACAUUCCUGCUUUAGUUGGCAAGGGCUGUUUGAUACUGAGCGAUGAGCUGAAUCAUGCAUCACUAGUGCUUGGAGCAAGACUGUCAGGAGCAACUAUUCGAAUCUUCAAGCACAACAAUAUGCAGAGCCUGGAGAAACUGCUCAGAGAUGCCAUUGUACAUGGGCAACCUCGCACCCGCAGGCCCUGGAAAAAAAUCCUCAUCCUAGUGGAGGGAAUUUACAGCAUGGAGGGUUCCAUAGUCCGCCUGCCUGAAGUGAUUGCCCUCAAGAAGAAGUACAAGUCAUACCUGUACCUGGACGAGGCUCACAGUAUAGGUGCCCUGGGUCUCACUGGCCGGGGUGUGGUGGAGUAUUUUGGACUUAACCCUGAGGAUGUGGAUGUUAUGAUGGGAACGUUCACCAAGAGCUUUGGAGCUGCUGGAGGAUACAUCGGAGGCAAGAAGGAGCUGAUUGACUACCUCCGUACGCAUUCUCAUAGUGCAGUGUAUGCCACGUCACUGUCACCACCUGUUAUGGAGCAAAUCCUCACCUCCAUGAAGUGCAUUAUGGGUGAAGAUGGCACAACUUUUGGCAAGGAAUGUGUGCAGCAGUUGGCAGAGAACACCAGGUAUUUCAGGAGGCGGCUGAAGGAGAUGGGCUUUAUCAUCUAUGGAAACGAAGAUUCCCCGGUUGUGCCUUUGAUGCUGUACAUGCCAGCAAAAAUUGGUGCAUUUGGGCGAGAGAUGCUGAAGCGAAACAUAGGUGUCGUGGUUGUGGGUUUCCCUGCCACCCCAAUCAUCGAAUCCAGAGCCAGAUUCUGUGUGUCUGCAGCUCAUACCAAAGAGAUACUUGAUAUUGUUUUAAAGGAAUUAGAUGAAGUUGCGGACCUCUUGCAACUGAAGUAUUCUCGUCACCGGUUGGUGCCUCUCUUGGACCGGCCUUUUGAUGAGACUACAUAUGAAGAAACAGAAGACUGAACUCCCUCCACAUGCUUUGGGGCACUCCCACGAGAUACUCUGUGGCGCACAGGCCACGCGGUCCUUGAACCACACACUUCUGACUAGCAUAAAAAGGACAUUUUUUCACAAUACUGAAGUAGCCACAUCAUCUCUAAAUGGCAUUUUGUAAAUAGUAAAACAGCUUUGAUUCUUGUCUCUUCAGGGUAGGACCCUAGAGAGAUGCUUGACUUUAUUUUUUUUUCUUGUUGCUUUUUUAAUUAUUUAUUUGUCACCGUGAAAUCACAGUGACCCUAGUUGGCACAGAUGUCUCACGUACACUACUAGUCUCAGGAGUGCCAGCUGAAAUGUCGUGUCUGCAGCACGGCACUGUUGUGGCAGCACUUCCAAUUUCACUGUUAGGCAUCUAACUUUGCCAGGGAGUGAUGGGUUGGCCAGUUUGUUCAAUGGAGACCUCCUAGAGAAACUGUUGAUAACUUGUUUAUUCUUUUAACAAGAUGGAUAAUCAACCAAAGCUGCUUUUCCUUUCGCAUUUACUUAUGUCUAAAACCUGAGUUGUCUUUUUUUAAAUAAUAAACCUGUUGCUGACAUGU